AUGGGUGACUGGCACCUCCUGGGGAGGCUGCUGGAGAGCGCCCAGGAGCACUCCACGGUGGUGGGCAAGGUCUGGCUGACGGUGCUCUUCAUCUUCCGCAUCCUGGUCUUGGGGGCUGCGGCCGAGAAGGUCUGGGGGGACGAGCAGUCCAACUUCUCCUGCGACACCAAGCAGCCCGGCUGCCAGAGCGUCUGCUACGACCAGACCUUCCCCAUCUCCCACAUCCGCUUCUGGGUCCUGCAGAUCAUCUUCGUCUCCACGCCCAGCCUCAUCUACCUCGGCCACAUCCUGCACCUGCUGCGGACGGAGCAAAAGGAGCAGGGGGUCCCGGAGGCUCCGGCAGGGGCCAAGGGUGGCGGCAGCGGUGGGGGUUCACCAGGGGGGCCGCCUGGCCCCAGCCAGGUCUGCGUGCGGGACGCCUGCGGCAGGAUCCGUUUGCGGGGGGCGAUCCUCGGGACAUACGUGUGCACCGUCGUCUUUAAGGCCCUCUUGGAGGUGGGCUUCCUCACGGGCCAGUACCUGCUGUAUGGCUUCGAGCUGAAGCCCCUCUACAGCUGCAGCCGCUGGCCUUGCCCCAACACCGUCAACUGCUACGUCUCCCGGCCCACCGAGAAGACCAUCUUCAUCCUCUUCAUGCUGGCCGUGGCCUGCCUCUCCCUCCUGCUCAACGUGGUGGAGCUGUGCCACGUGGCUGCCACCAAAUGCAAGCAGGGGCUGGCCGAGGGGCACCCUCUUCCCCACAAGCUCAGCCUGACGCCGCCCAAUAGCCUCUCGCUGCAGGCUGGGGAGAAGUCCGGGCCGGAGGGGGCGAACGAAAGCCCCACGUGGGGUGGCAACCAGAAGAGGGGCAGCAAGUCGAGCAGAGCCAGCAACAAAUGGAGACCCAGUGACCUCUCGGUCUAG
Messenger RNA from Hemicordylus capensis (graceful crag lizard), 903 nucleotides. RefSeq names its product gap junction alpha-3 protein-like. The record is from RefSeq and is a predicted model, not a curated record. Lineage: Eukaryota; Metazoa; Chordata; Lepidosauria; Squamata; Cordylidae. Gene Ontology annotation, biological process: cell communication. Gene Ontology annotation, cellular component: connexin complex. The transcript has a single exon. Bases 1 to 903 code for a protein of 300 amino acids.